AAUGACUACAGGAAGCUGUCUAUGCAGUGUAAGGACUUUGUAGUGGGUGUUCUGGAUCUCUGUCGCGACACAGAGGAAGUGGAAGCCAUCCUGAACGGUGACGUGGACCAGAACCCGCCCACAGAACACCAGAGACCCUGUCUGAGCCGCGUCAAACUCGCCAUCAAAUAUGAAGUUAAAAAGUUUGUGGCUCAUCCGAACUGCCAGCAGCAGCUGCUGACGAUCUGGUAUGAGAAUCUGUCGGGUUUGCGACAGCAGUCCAUCGGAGUAAAGUGUUUGACGGUUCUGGGCGUCACCGUCGGAUUGCCUUUCCUCGCUAUUGCCUACUGGAUCAUGCCCUGCAGCAAGUUGGGUCAGAUAUUACGGAGUCCCUUCAUGAAGUUUGUCGCUCACGCCGUGUCGUUCACCAUCUUUCUGGGUCUGCUGGUUCUGAACGCGUCGGACCGAUUCGAGGGUGUGAAAAACCUCCCAAACGAGACCAUAACGGACCAUCCACGGCAGGUGUUCCGCGUCAAGACCACGCAGUUCUCCUGGACUGAGCUGCUCAUCAUGAAAUGGGUUCUGGGCAUGAUCUGGUCGGAGUGUAAGGAGAUCUGGACUGACGGGCCACGUGAGUACGUGAUGCACCUGUGGAAUGUUCUGGAUUUCGGGAUGCUGUCGAUAUUCGUGGCUUCCUUCACCGCUCGUUUCAUGGCGUUCCUCAAGGCGUCUAAAGCUCAGCUCUACGUCGACCUGCAUGUCCCCAACCACGACAUCAGCAAUGCAUCACUUCCUGCUGACAUCGCCUACUUCACAUAUGCAAGGAACAGGUGGAGGCCGUCGGAUCCUCAGAUCAUCUCGGAGGGUCUGUACGCCAUAGCCGUGGUCCUGAGCUUCUCUCGCAUCGCCUACAUCCUGCCGGCCAAUGAGAGCUUUGGCCCGCUGCAGAUCUCUCUGGGACGAACGGUGAAGGACAUCUUCAAGUUCAUGGUCAUCUUCAUCAUGGUCUUCGUAGCCUUUAUGAUCGGCAUGUUCAACCUGUACUCGUAUUACCUGGGGGCCAAGUAUAACCCCGCCUUCACCACGGUUGAAGAGAGCUUCAAGACUCUGUUCUGGUCCAUAUUUGGUCUGUCGGAGGUGAUUUCUGUGGUUCUGAAGUACGAUCAUAAGUUCAUCGAGAACAUUGGUUACGUGCUGUACGGGGUUUAUAACGUCACCAUGGUGGUGGUUCUUCUCAACAUGCUGAUUGCAAUGAUCAACAGCUCCUACCAGGAAAUUGAGGAAGAUGCUGAUGUGGAGUGGAAGUUUGCUCGUGCUAAACUCUGGUUGUCAUAUUUUGAUGAGGGACGAACACUGCCUGCCCCGUUUAAUCUGGUUCCCACUCCAAAAUCCUUCUACUACUUGAUCAUCCGGGUCAAGUCCUGCCUUAUACGACUGUGUAAGGGCAAAGGUCAUCGGCAUGACAAUGAAUUAGAAAUGGGAAUGCUCAAUUCACGGCUGAAGGCCGAUCGUCAUCGAACAAAUCUCAGGAGCCGGGAGGAGAACACGGUCAAAAAACCCAUCAAAAACCCCACAAGAUAUCAGAAGAUAAUGAAGCGCUUGAUUAAGCGCUAUGUUUUGAAGGCUCAGGUCGACAGAGAGAAUGAUGAAGUCAAUGAAGGUGAACUGAAGGAAAUAAAACAGGACAUCUCCAGUCUGCGCUACGAACUUCUGGAAGAGAAAUCUCAGGCCACUGGAGAACUGGCUGACCUCAUUCACCAACUCAGUGACAAGUUCGGCAGGAAUGCCAAGAAACAACCAUGAGACAGACAGACAGAGAGAGAGAGUACUGUAGUUUAGAAACAGUAUCUGGACACUUGGGCACUUGAAAAUGUCUGAAUGACAUUCAUUAGAUACAAAAUGCAUACAAAAGAUGCACAAACACACUUUACAAGCAUAACUGCUGAUGGAAGCAUGUUUGUAUGGUUUGAGAUAAAACUGUAAAUCUAAGGUUAAAAAUGAAGACACACAGUACUGUUUGUUUGUGGUUAGUGGAUGUUGUCGCUAGUUAGUGAGAUUAUCUGACAUCUGUGUGAAUUUGAAGCUUAAUUCUGCCAUGGAAUAAAAAAAAAUUAUAAAAUAAAAGUUAUUGCGACUUUUUAUCUCAAAACUGUUUUCUUGCACUUCUGAAAGGAACUAAACUUAGAACUGAAUUUAAAUUUUUUUUUUUUUUUUUUUUUUUUUUAUAAAAUAGUGGGCAAUUCUACUCGCAUUCUGAGAAGAAAAGUCUGAAUUGUGAGAUAUAAACGUGUAAUUGCGAGAAAAAAAUGAUAAAAUAUAAACUACCUAUUCUGAGAAGAAAAGUCCAAACUGUGAAAUAAAAACUACCAAUUCUUAGAAAAAACUGAAUUGUGCAGUUUUUGCAAUUGCAAGCUAUAAACUCACAAUUCUGAAAAGAAAAGUCUGAUCUAUCUAUUUCAUGGCAGAAACAAGCUUUACUUUUUCCUCAUAAUUGUGAGUUUAUGUCUCACAAUUUUUUUCUCAGACUUACGAAUAACAUCUCACGUUUAUAACUUGCAAUUCUGACUUUCUUUCUUAGAAUUUCAAGAAAAAUGUCAAUUCUGAAGUGAACUAAACUCAGAACUGAAUUGAAAAUGUUUUUCUUAAAAUUGUGAGCAAUUCUAACUUGCAAUUCUGAGAAGAAAAGUCCAUAUAAACUACCAAUUCUGAGAAGAAAUAUCUGAAUUGUGCAGUUUUUGCAAAAGUUAUAAACUCGCAAUUCUGAGAAGAAAACUCAUAAAACGUCACAGUUACUUUCUUAUUGUCCUAUUACAUGGCAGAAGCAAUCUUUACUUUUUUCCUCACAAAAACUGAGUUUAUAUCUCACAAUUCUGCCUUUUUUUUCCCUCAGAAUUACGAAUAACAUCUCAAGCUUACAACUUGCAAUUCUGACUUCAUUUCUUAGAAUUCCAAGAAAAAUGUCCAUUCUGAAAAGAACUAAACUUGGAAUUGAAUUGAAAAUGUUUUUCUUAAAAUUGUGCCAAUUCUACUCACAAUUCAGAGAAAAAAAGCUAGAAUUGUGAGAUAUAAACUUGUAAUUGCGAGGAAAGAAAAGUCUGAAUUGUGAGAUUCUCACAAUUGCGAAAUAUAAACUUGUAAUUCUAAAAAGAAAAGUCUGAAAUGUAAGAUAUAAACUUCCAAUUCUGUGAGUAAUUGUGCAAUUUUUGCAGCUGUGAGUUAUAAACUCGCAAUUCUGAGAAGAAAAGUCUGAAUUGUGAGAUAAAAAGUGGCAAUUACUUUAAAAAAAAAAAAAAAAUUCUGAGAAGAAAAGUCCAAAUUAUGAGAUAUAAACUUGUAAUUAAAUUAUGAGAUUCUCACAACUGCACUAUAUAAACUUGUAAUUCUGAGAAGAAAAGUCCAAACUGUGAGAUAUAAACUACCAAUAAUGAGAAAAAAGUGUUUUUUUUUUUUUUUUAUUGUCCUAUUGCAUGGCAGAAGCAAUCUUUACUUUUCCUUACAAAAAAUUGAGUUUGUAUCUCACAAUUCUGACAUUUCUUCUUAUAAUUACAACUUAACAUUUUAAGCUUUAUAUCUUCCAAUUUUGACUUUCUUUCUUAUAAAAAAAGUCAAUUCAUACUUUUCUUUUCAGAAUUAAAACUUAACAUCUCAAGCUUAUAUCUUGCGAUUCUGACUUUCUUCCUUAGAAUUCCAAUAAAAAUGUCAAUUCUGAAAUGAACUAAACUUAAAAUUAAAUUGAAAAUGUUUUCUUAAAAUUGUGGGUAAUUCUACCAAAUUAUGAGACAUAAACUCAUAACUGCGAGAAAGAAAGUCUGAAUUAUGAGAUUCUCACAAAUGCUUACAAGAAAUGUCCAAACUGUGAGAUAUAAACUACCAAUUUUGAGAAGAAAUAUCUGAAUUGUGCAAUUUUUGCAACUGCAAGUUAUAAACUCGCAAUUCUAAAAAGUCUGAAUUGUCAAAUAAAAAGUCGCAAUUGCUUUUUUUAUUUUCCUGUUCCACACAACUGUUUAUAUCUCACAGUUUUGACUUUUCUCUCAGAAUUACAACUUAACAUCUUAUAUUUUGCAAUUUUUACUUUUUUCUUAGAAUUUCAAGAAAAAUUGUGGGACAAAAAGUCGCAUUUACUUUUAUUUUUUAUUUAUUUAUUUUAAUGUAUUUAUUUUCUGUGGCAGAAACAAGUUUCCAUAGAACUGACUUCAUACAUACACUAAAACAGCAGCUGAGAAUAAAAUGAAUGCACAUUAGUGAAAAGAACAUAUCCUAGGCGCACCCAUACAGACACACGCUCGAUCUAAUGAAUUACAUUCAGACAUUUUUAAUCAAUAUGGGAUGUUGUUGCAUUAAAGCAAAAAAACAAGUAGAGAUGCUUUCUGAUAAUAAAACAGCUUUAAUUCCCCAGACUGAUUUGAUUACAUCAUCAGUCCAAUCAAAAUGAUUUAUCUCAGAGCUGGCUGGUUCGAUUCAGCUCUUUCUGGAGGAAAUGAGCGAACAGGACUGUGAUCCGUGAAUGAUGAACUGAUGUGAAUUCACUCAGAUACUGAACAUCUUCCAAAAGAGAGAGUGAGAGAUGAGAAAAACUGAGAGGAAAGACAAACAGAGACUAAACGAGGGUAAAAGGCUCACAGCAGGUAUGUAGUGCAUUCUGGGAUAUCACCUCCCUUAAGAGUCAUUUCCUGUUCUGAGAUCGUAUCUCGCAAGAGAGACAUACAAAGAAAGGAAAACAAUAGAAAACACUGUGAUGUUGGCAGUUAUAUGAUUUAAUAUAAAAGUAUUUUAAGCAUUUAAUUAUGAGUCAGAUGGGCAGUAACUGUGAGAAGGUGCGUAAACAUCAUUUCCUCUUCACACCACACAGGCCGUCUAAUUAACACAAGAGCACAGAGACACACACACGGGCGAACCUCACAAAAAACACAUUUCACCCAAAGAUCAAAAGAGAGAAGAAAAAUAAUAAUAUUUUGCAUGAAAUAAUGAGCUUAUUUUUAGAAACUUUGUGGCAUUAUUUUCAUGACAUUUAAGCACAUUUCCCUUUUAAUUCUCAUUACUGUAAUGUACCUGGAGCAUUUUUAAUAUACUUUCAUUUCUGUUUUUUUUUUUUUUU
Messenger RNA from Labeo rohita (rohu), 5074 nucleotides. Its product is annotated as short transient receptor potential channel 7-like. Gene Ontology annotation, molecular function: inositol 1,4,5 trisphosphate binding; store-operated calcium channel activity. Gene Ontology annotation, cellular component: cation channel complex; membrane. The annotation marks the transcript as partial. Lineage: Eukaryota; Metazoa; Chordata; Actinopteri; Cypriniformes; Cyprinidae. The record is from RefSeq and is a predicted model, not a curated record. The transcript has 10 exons. Gene Ontology annotation, biological process: manganese ion transport; regulation of cytosolic calcium ion concentration; calcium ion transmembrane transport.